ACACGUAAACGGUAGGCUGAUUUUCAAGCUGUUUCUGAUGUUUUAUUCAAUAACCUAGAUAAUAGAUACUAUUUAAUAUCACAUAUUCUGCGUCCCAUCUGUUUUACAUGUAGUGUAACGUCUAGUUAAACAUAACAGUUAUAUCUCUGAAUAUUUAUUUUCUUGGCUUUAUUUUAUUAUAAUGGCUUUAUGUGGACAUAAAUCGAAGUAUUUAGUAGCUGGUAUGAUAAUAAGUAUUUUUUUAGUUUGGAGAUUUCAUGAUCCAGUUCCAUCAGCACUGACUUCAAACGUCGAUAACGUACAUAAAGAUAUCGAAUCUGCUUUGAACGAAAAUGUUUAUAAAAUUGUUUCUAAAGAAACGGUACCAGAUUCAAAGGAUUCGGAUAAUUCAAAAGGUCAUUCGGAUACCCAAUUCCUGGAACAUUCUUCUCCUAUCACACCUGUAUACAUUGUAGAGGAACACCACGAAGUAAUUCCAUAUUGGUUCAAGGCUGCCAAAGAGGGAAAGAUACCUACCCGUGGCAACGUUUUGGUUCAUAUUGAUGGUCACCCUGAUACUGUAAUCCCAAAUUUUGAACAAGGUUUACCCAUCUUUCAUCAGCCACGCAUUUUGCGUCAUUUUAAACAACUGAUGCAAUCUAACGAUGGAUUUAUAAUACCAUCCGUCUACGCAGGACUCAUCUCAAGAAUGAUCUGGGUCUAUCCAUCCUGGAACAAAGACGUUGAUAAUAAUCAUGUAACAAUGUCUGGAUUUGGAUAUGCUUUCGGGCGUACCUAUGAAGAUGACCUUCCACUUUGCUAUUGUGAAGAAUAUCUUUCAGAGUCUGAUAAAAUGGAAUGUUAUUACAUUGGUGAGACUUCCCAUCAUCACAAAAUAAUAUCACGAACUGACUGUAAAAUAAAACAAAUAGUAAUCCAGGAGGAUAUAGUCGAUUAUAAAGCUGAAGAACUUUCACAAUCCGAUGAUUGGAUACCUUCAACUGAUAAUGUGUUCUUUGAUAUUGACGAAGAUUAUUAUGGGUGUCAAGCUGCUUUCCAAUCCCUCGCGGAUGUGAAAAUUACAGAAAAAUAUGUAGACGAUGUACUAGUGCCAGCUAUUGAAUCCAUUUUCUGUCCACGAAAUGCCAAGUCUGAACAGGCUUUUGAUAAGAUUUUCUACAAUUUAUUGCAACGUGUUUCAGAUAAACCUAAAAUUCAACCAAAUAAUAUAAUUCAGGACACGUUGCAAGCAAUCACACAGGAUAACCUAUCUGCGGAACUCUGUGGUACGAGAAACGCCGGGAUCGGUAUUAAAAGCCUGAUUGGAAAGUUAGAUGUUUUAAAUAAGAAACAACUGCGGGCCCUGGCAGAAUUGGGGAUUUGUUUAAAGUCCACACCAAAAGAGACUGGCUUCGAUCGCUUUGAUGGUAUGAAAUUAUGUGACGGUUACAAUCGAGAUAAUAACCAUAGUCACGUUUUCUUUCAUACGCCUACUUUGGAUGAAAUAAAUAAAAGGACAAAACAAAUGGAAAGUAUAUUAAGAAAACUCCCAGAGCCGAAAAUGGUAACUAUUUGUCGAUCAUCGAGAGAUGGAUAUGUUCCUGGUCAAUUUGUAUCUAAAAUAGAGACAGAUAUUAUUCAGACACUUGUUAAAGUGUUUCCUAGUAUAAAAGAAAGCUCCUUACUUUAUGAUGCUGAAUUACAUGGUGGAAAAAAGGGCUGGUACAAAAGACAUUCAGAUACUCCCUGGUGAAAAUUGACAGCUUAUGACACAACAUUAUAUAAAUUGUUACGUUACUUAAAAGUACGAACUAGCAGAUAUAUAGAAAUCGUCAAUUUACAAUUCAUAAAAUGAUUUAUUAUAGUGCAGAACAACAAUCACAAACUCGAUAAAACAAUGUGGAUUUUACAAAUAAUAUAAAAAAAAGUCGUCAUGGACAUUAAAUAUUUUAUAGGAUGUUUAAUGAAUCAAACAAGAUGACUAGUGAUCACCUUGCCGCGCCUCUGCACUUGUUUGGAAGGCAUAAGGAAAACAACUUCUUGGAAUAUCAAUGGGACUAGUCAGAAGAUUCAUAGUCAGUAGCCCACAGUAGCUUUUUAUACAUAACAAAAUAAAAUACUAUAAAAGGUUGAUGUUUGUACAAAGUUUCAAAAAGAUUCCUUGAACGAAUAAUGAAAUAUGCUCAGGAAACGAAAUAGGUUGAUGAAGGUAUCUUGAACAGUUUCUGAGGAACGAAUAAUGAAAUAAGCCCAGGAAACGAAAUGGUUUGAUGAAUGUACACGUGUUAGAAAGGUAUCGUGAACAGUUUCUGGGAAUAAUAAUUAUAUACCAAAAACUAAGUCAAAUGUGUAGUAAAAAUUCAAAAAGCAUUGAACAGAGAAAUUUGUUUCCAUGGAAACACAAAAAUUAUUAAAUCCGAAAAAUCUCUAAUUACUAACACAGGUUGAUGUUUGUGCAAAUUUUCAUGAAAAUAUUUUGAAUAUUGUACACCAAAAACUAAGUCAAAUUUGUUUCCAUGCAAACACAAAAUAGAUUAAACCUCAGAAAUUCCAAAUUAGCAAUGGCACAACUAAUAUAAUAGGUUAAUAUUUGUACAAAGCUUGAAGAUAGCUUGAAUGGUUUAUGAGAUAUGCCCUGGAAACAAAAUUGUAUACUAUAAACUGUCAAAUUUGUUUCCAUGGAAACACCCAAAAAAUCCAUGAAAUUCCUAAAUAGCAAAAGGCACAACUUCUGUAAUAGGUCGAUGUUUGUGCAAAGUUCCAAAAAGAUAUCUUAAAGGCACAACUACUAGCACAGUUAAUGUUUGUACAAAGUUUCAUGAAGAUAUCUUGAAUGGUUUAGGAGAUAAAUGCUCCGGAAAUAAAAUUGUACAAAUUUGUUUCCAUGGAAACACAAACAAUAUAAAUCCCAUAAAUUCCUAUAUAGCAAAACGUACAACUACUGUAAUAGGUUGAUGUUUGUACAAAGUUUGAAAAAGAUAUCUUGAACGAUUUAUAAGAUAUGCUCCGGAAACGAAUUCAGGAGGGACGGAGCCCAUUUCAAUAUCCCUCCUAACUUCGUUUGGCGCGGGUAAUAACCUACAACUGGUUUUAGUAUGACAUAUCCGGUUUUGUUUAUGACGACCCAGCUUUAGAGUUAAGUGUAAGGACCAUGAUAUCUGGCCUGUAAUGGACAAGAGGGGAUAGUUUUACAGCCUAGAGUCUUAUCACCAGAUUUAACAAUAUGGUUAUUAGAAUUCUUACAGGUAUCAUAACAAUAUUUCAUAGCUACUUUAAAAUUGUUGUGUAGUUUAAUUCUUCACAUGAGAAAUGGAAAUUACAAAAUAGCCUCAGCUGGCUUCCAUAUUACCUCCCCGUAUCUAUUUUCAGUUUCAUAAUCUAGCUUUGGAUAAUUAAUGUUGUUACGCAAACCUGCAUCCCCACCAUUUUUGACACAUAUAAAGUAGGACUCGAUAAAUGAAAACAUUAAAAGUCACCAUUGAAAAUAUUAACAAAGAAAUAUUGCUGUAUUUAUUAAUUAUCCUUGUUAUUCUAAGUUAUUGUAUUAGGUAGAUAAGUAAAUAUUUAUUUAUAUUA
This is a messenger RNA of Patella vulgata (common limpet), 3555 nucleotides long. RefSeq names its product UPF0489 protein C5orf22 homolog. Lineage: Eukaryota; Metazoa; Mollusca; Gastropoda; Patellidae. The transcript is spliced from 4 exons. The coding region runs from base 182 to 1732 and encodes 516 amino acids. The record is from RefSeq and is a predicted model, not a curated record.